UAUUAUUUGAAAUGAAGUAGAAAACUUGGGGCUCUUAAUCUCCUCCACUCCGGCACUCUGAGAGAAGCCAUGGAAAUCAUCCAAUUCCAAUCACACUCCCUUCCAUUCAGUCUUCAGCCUUCUUCUCCAAAUCCUCUGUUUUAUAAAACAAAACAAUUCUGCAGAAUCCAAGGCUCCGCAAGAUCCCCACCCAAACCUCCCAAAAAACGAACAAAAUUUCCCCGCAAAAGAAGAAGGAACCCGCCUUCAUUGCCCUUCUUUCAGAAAGCUCCAUCUUCCCCCUCUUUACCUCUCCACUCCAAGAAUCCACAGGCCAUUUACAAAGAUAUUCAAGCAUUCGCUAGACAAAACAAGCUCAAAGAAGCCCUCGCUAUUUUGGACUACGUUGAUCAACAAGGCAUCCCUGUAAAUCCCACCACCUUCUCUUCCCUCCUUGCUUCUUGCGUUCGUUUAAAAUCCUUAACCCAUGGAAGACAAAUCCACGCUCAUAUUCGGACCAAUGGUCUCGAAAACAACGAGUUCCUACGUGCCAAACUUGCCCAUAUGUACACUUCGUGUGGUUCCAUUGAAGAUGCCCAAAGGGUGUUCGAUGAAUGUACUAGCAACAACGCUUAUUCCUGGAAUGCUUUGCUUAGAGGUAGUGUUGUAUCGGGUAGAAAACGGUAUUUGGAUGUGCUUUCUACGUUUUCUGAAAUGAGGUCAUUGGCGGUAAAUUUGAACGAGUACACUUUCUCUACUGUUCUUAAGAGCUUCGCCGGUGCAUCAGCAUUUAGACAAGGUUUAAAGGCUCAUGCCCUUUUAAUUAAAUACGGUUUCAUUAAUAGUUCUAUGCUUAGGACUGGUUUGAUCGACUUAUAUUUUAAAUGCGGAAAGAUUAAGCUCGCUCACCGCGUGUUUGAGGAAAUCCCUGAGAGAGAUAUUGUUCUGUGGGGGACGGUGAUUGCUGGUUUUGCACAUAAUAGGAUGCAAAGGGAAGCUUUGAAUUAUGCUAGAUGGAUGAUAGGUGAAGGCAUAUAUCCCAAUUCUGUUAUACUCACUACGAUACUUCCAGUGAUUGGGGAAGUUUGGGCUCGGAAAAUAGGCCAGGAGGUCCAUGCUUAUGUGGUUAAGACGAAGAGUUAUUCGAAGCAGUUGUCUAUUCAGUCAGGUUUAAUUCAUAUGUACUGCAAGUGUGGUGAUAUGGAAUCGGGCAGGCAAGUUUUCUAUUGCUCUGGAGAAAGGAAUGCGAUUUCUUGGACCGCUUUGAUGUCGGGAUACAUAUCGAAUGGGAGGCUUGAGCAGGCUUUGAGAUCGGUUGUAUGGAUGCAGCAGGAAGGGUUUAAGCCCGAUGUUGUCACGGUUGCCACAGUUCUUCCUGUUUGUGCCCAAUUGAGGGCUCUCAAUCAUGGGAUGGAGAUUCAUGCGUAUGCUGUAAAGAAUUGUUUCUUUCCCAAUGUAUCUAUUGUUACUUCCCUGAUGAUUAUGUACUCAAAGUGUGGUGUUUUAGAUUAUUCUUUGAAGUUGUUUAAUGGUUUAGAGGCAAGGAAUGUAAUUUCAUGGACGGCCAUGAUUGAGUCAUUUGCAGAGAGUGGAUGUUUACCUGAAGCAAUCGGUGUGUUUAGGUCAAUGCAGUUGUCGAAACACAGGCCGGACUCAGUGGUAAUGGCAAGGAUGUUGAACAUUUGCGGUGAGCUUAAAGCUAUAAAGCUUGGGAAGGAGAUUCAUGGACAAGUCUUGAAGAAAGAUUUCGAGUCGAUUCCUUCCGUUUCAGCAGAGAUGGUUAAGAUGUACGGUGCUUGUGGAUUAAUGAGCAAUGCAAAGUUAGUAUUUGAUGCAGUCCGCGUUAAGGGUUCUAUGACAUGGACUGCCAUUAUAGAGGCUCAUGGAUAUAAUGAUCUUUGUGAAGGGGCAAUCAGUCUUUUUCAUCAAAUGAUAUCUGAUGGUUUCACUCCAAACCAUUUCACUUUCAAAGUGGUAUUAUCGAUUUGCAGAAAGGCUGGAUUAGUUGAUGAGGCUUGCCAAAUAUUCAGUGUAAUGACUCGUAAAUAUAAAGUCAAGGUAUCCGAAGAGCAUUAUUGUAUUAUGAUCGAGCUUCUUAAUAUGUCUGGUCGCUUUGAGGAGGCUGAAAGAUUCAUCCAGAUGAAAUCUCUAUCAUCAUAAGAUAAAAAAAAACAGCCUUGUCAAGUUUUAGUUUCAAUUACACCUCACAAUUUGGAGAGUCAGAUGAUAUUGAUCAAGUCGAUUCAGUUUUCGUAUGAUUUUAAGUUUAUUCUAAGCUCGAGUUAUUGUCUUUUAUGGUCAAAUCGAUUGGAUUGGAUGCGAGCUCUUGGAUUUUCAUAUUUAGAUGAGAAUUGAUAAGUCUACUCUUUUUAAAUUUUUAAAAAGAUGCCAUUUCUAUAUUUAUUUGUGGCGUAAUAUCACAUAAGGUAUGUGAUUUUUUCAUAA
Molecule: messenger RNA, 2424 nt
Organism: Gossypium arboreum
Lineage: Eukaryota; Viridiplantae; Streptophyta; Magnoliopsida; Malvales; Malvaceae
Product: pentatricopeptide repeat-containing protein At1g71460, chloroplastic
Exons: 1
Coding region: 70-2139 (689 amino acids)
Biological process (GO): RNA modification
Molecular function (GO): protein binding; RNA binding
Source: RefSeq, a predicted model, not a curated record